GAUACGUUUGAGGCGUGCUACGUUUUUCAAUGCCGGCGAGUGUUUCGCGGUAAAAAAGGAAGAAAACGCAGAAAGGGGGAGCCGGCGGAGGGAUAUGUGAUGCGGUGGUUUUUAUUGUCGAGGCGGAGCGCUCAGCUGUGAUUCUCACGCUGCCGAUGACAGACUACACGUCGUCCUCACCGGGUCGCUGCUGCAGCCUCUCCACUCUGCAUGCAUGCUCCACGCAGGUUGACUGAGCUGCAAACGCCUCCGUGGAAGGAUUUAAUGUUACUUUCGCACUGGAAUAACUUUCCUGCUCCCUUUUUCGGCUUCCAUUUUCCGGCUCCGUUUCUCCUCGGCUGCACUUUGGCAUCUGAAAAAAGCUCCACCGACAAGGAGACACCAUGCCGCUGAAUUCAAGUUUGGCGAGUAAGAACUAUGACUACGACUACGACUCCAUGCAGCCGUAUUUCUACUACGACAACGAGGAGGAGGAUUUCUACCCUCAGCAGCUUCAGCCUCCGGCACCGAGCGAAGACAUCUGGAAGAAAUUUGAACUGCUGCCGACCCCUCCCCUCUCCCCGAGCCGCCGGCCGUCCCUGUCCAGCCUCUUCCCCUCCACGGCGGAUCAGCUGGAGAUGGUGACCGAGUUCCUGGGCGACGACGUGGUCAACCAGAGCAUCAUCUGCGACGCCGACUACUCGCAGACCUUCCUCAAGUCCAUCAUCAUCCAGGACUGCAUGUGGAGCGGCUUCUCGGCCGCGGCCAAGCUGAAGAAGGUGGUGUCCGAGCGGCUCGCCUCCCUGCACGCCGCGAGGAAGGAGUCGGCGUCUGCGGCCGGCGGGGAAUGCGCGGAAGCCGCGGGGGCCGCGGCGUGGAGGCUGAACAGCAGCUACCUGCAGGACCUCAACACGUCCGCGUCGGAUUGCAUUGACCCGUCAGUGGUUUUCCCGUACCCGAUAGCGGAGACCCCGAAGCACAGCGCGGGGACGCCGCCUUGCAAGGAUUUGGGACUGGACACUCCACCCAACAGCAGCAGCAGCAGUUGUAGUGACUCAGAUGAGGAUGGAGAAGACGACGAGGAGGACCAAGAAGAAGAAGGGGAGGAGGAGGAGGAGGAGGAAGAAGAGGAGGAGGAGGAGGAGGAGGAGGAUGAAGAGGAGAUCGACGUGGUCACAGUGGAGAAGAGGCACGCUGUGAAGCGGUGCGACCCCAGCCCGCCGGAGAACAGGCAUCCCAGCCCACUCGUGCUGAAGAGGUGCCACGUCUCCACCCACCAGCAUAAUUACGCCGCCCAUCCAUCCAUGAGGCACGAGCAGCCGGCUGUCAAGAGGCUGAAGCUGGAGACCAGUGGCGGCAGCGGAGGAGGCGGAGGCGGAGGAGGAGGCGGUGGCAGCAGCCACAGCAGGGUCCUCAAACAGAUCAGCAGCAACCGCAAGUGUUCCAGCCCCCGGACGUCCGACACAGAGGACUAUGACAAGAGAAGGACUCAUAACGUACUGGAGCGCCAGAGGAGGAACGAGCUCAAGAUGAGCUUCUUCGCCCUGCGGGACGAGAUCCCCGAGGUGGCCAACAAUGAGAAAGCGGCCAAGGUGGUGAUCCUGAAGAAGGCUACAGAGUGCAUUUACAGCAUGCAGUCAGACGAACAGAGACUCCUCUCGCUCAAAGAGCAGCUGAGGAGGAAAAGUGAACUUUUAAAGCAGAGACUCUCACAGCUGCAGGGCUCUCGUGCUUAAAGUUUGGAUCAUUGACUUUUUAGACACUUUUUUUUAUGCAAGUUCAAGAGUUAGGGUGUACAGAUGUUGCAUGCAAAUGCAAAACAGAUUAAGUUUGGAAUCUUGUUUGAUUUCAAUGUUAAAACUGCCUCAGCUGAAGUUAUGGGUGGAUUUAAAUAUUUAAAAGUUUAUUUUUAUUAAUGAAAUGUUAAAAAUGGGUCUGUCCUGUUGAGGGGCCCAAACUAAAAUAUAAAUUUUUAUGUUUUGUAUAUAAUUAAUAUUUCCUAAGAAAAUGUAUUUUUGGAUCUCAAUUGUCUGGAUGUUCAGACCCAGUGUUUGGUUUUUUCCAUUAUGUUCCUACAUUCUUUUUGAAAUAUAUAUAUAAAAAAAGUUUCUUCUUGA
Mugil cephalus (flathead mullet) is the source of this 2096-nucleotide messenger RNA. RefSeq names its product MYC proto-oncogene, bHLH transcription factor a (gene myca). Gene Ontology annotation, biological process: positive regulation of cell population proliferation; regulation of transcription by RNA polymerase II. Bases 384 to 1715 code for a protein of 443 amino acids. Lineage: Eukaryota; Metazoa; Chordata; Actinopteri; Mugiliformes; Mugilidae. The transcript is spliced from 3 exons. The record is from RefSeq and is a predicted model, not a curated record. Gene Ontology annotation, molecular function: protein dimerization activity; RNA polymerase II cis-regulatory region sequence-specific DNA binding; DNA-binding transcription factor activity, RNA polymerase II-specific.